Molecule: messenger RNA, 3464 nt
Organism: Syngnathus typhle (broad-nosed pipefish)
Lineage: Eukaryota; Metazoa; Chordata; Actinopteri; Syngnathiformes; Syngnathidae
Product: E3 ubiquitin-protein ligase AMFR-like
Exons: 14
Coding region: 222-2108 (628 amino acids)
Biological process (GO): ubiquitin-dependent protein catabolic process; endoplasmic reticulum unfolded protein response; protein K48-linked ubiquitination
Cellular component (GO): cytosol; endoplasmic reticulum; ubiquitin ligase complex
Molecular function (GO): ubiquitin binding; ubiquitin protein ligase activity
Source: RefSeq, a predicted model, not a curated record
AAUGAUGACGUAGUGUCAACGCGCAGAAGACAGGAGCGUCCCCCUUCUUUGGCAGCUGCUCGGCGAAAUAAACAUGACGAUGUUGACAAUGCUUUUCAUGGAAGACUCCUAAAACCCGCUGCGCUCGACACAACGCGCAGGUUGGACAUUGUAUAUGAGAUUGUGUCUCAACUGGGGACAAACGACAGUUUUAACAAGGGGAAAGAACGCUCGGUGCAGAAAUGCCUCUGCUAUUUCUGGAGAGGUUCCCAUGGCCCACGCUGGAUACCUACACGGUGUUCACGGUGGUUCUGCUGGCGGGGAGCAUCUUCAGCGCCUAUACCAUUGUGACCGAUCCUGGCUUUGGAUCUUUGGAAGCGGAUGAGUCCCCAACACCCGCGGAUAUGGAUCUAGAACAUUUGGAUAAUGAUAUUAGUAACACAGAACUGGCAACCACUGUCUUAUGGUUUCUGGUGACAGACAGCAUCUUUGUAUGGGUGCUAGUGAACACAGUCUGCUGGUUUUUAAUUUUAAUCGCAAAAAUGAUCCAGUAUUUGGUGUUUGGCCCUCUCAGAGUCAGUGAGAAACAGCAUCUCAAGGACAAGUUCUGGAACUUCAUCUUCUACAAGUUUAUAUUCAUUUUUGGCGUGCUGAACGUACAGACAGUGGAGGAGGUGGUUAUGUGGUGUCUGUGGUUCUCAGCACUGGUUUUUCUUCAUCUCAUGGUGCAGCUCUGCAAAGACCGAUUUGAAUAUCUGUCCUUCUCGCCCUCCACUCCCAUGAACAGCCACGUGCGAGUCAUGUGUCUGCUUGUCUCCCUGCUGUUGGACUGCUGCGGUCUAGCAGUAGUCUGUGGUCUGAUGGGGGAAUCUCAUGGAAUGCACACUCUUUCUUUUAUGGCCGCAGAGUGCCUGAUGGUGACUGUUCGCACAGGACACGUCAUCAUGCGCUACUCCAUCCACCUGUGGGACCUGAAGCACCCAGGAACAUGGGAGAGUAAAGGAACUUAUGUCUAUUACACAGACUUUGUCAUGGAGUUGGCAAUGCUUUUUCUAGACCUCAUGCAUCACAUUCAUAUGCUGCUUUUCGGUAACAUCUGGCUGUCCAUGGCAAGCUUGGUCAUCUUCAUGCAGCUGCGAUAUCUCUUCCACGAGGUGCAGCGCCGCAUCCGCAGACACAAAAAUUACCUUCGUGUCAUCAACAACAUGGAGGCCAGAUUUGCGGUUGCCACUGCCGAGGAGCUGACAGCGAAUGAUGAUGAUUGCGCAAUUUGCUGGGAUGCCAUGGUGACAGCACGGAAGCUCCCCUGUGGUCAUCUCUUCCACAACUCUUGUUUGCGCUCUUGGCUGGAGCAGGACACGUCGUGCCCCACUUGUCGCACGUCGCUCAACAUCAACGACGAAGGCGAGCAGGCCAGAGGCCAGCAGCAGGGCCCCCGCAUGGCUGACAACGCCGGCCCCGCCGGAGCCGCUGCAGAUCCGAGACCGCACAUCAAUCAGCACAAUCACUUCUUCCACUUUGACGGCUCACGUAUUGCCAGCUGGUUGCCCAGUUUCUCAGUAGAAGUGAUGCACACCACCAACAUCUUGGGGAUUGCUCAGGCUAACAACUCUCAGCUGACAGCCAUGGCCCAUCAGAUCCAGGAGAUGUUCCCUCAGGUGCCCUCCUACCUGGUUAUGCAAGACCUCCAGCUAACCCGCUCUGUAGAGGUCACCACUGACAACAUCCUGGAGGGACGAAUCCAGGUGCCUUUCCCUCCACCUUCACAGGCCAUUGAGCGCGGUGCAUUGCAGGUGAGUCCUGCACUCGACGAACAGGCGGGACCCAGCGGAACCGCUGCCGUCGCCGCUGAGGGUCCCAGUGAGUCCGACAACACGGAAGCCAGAGGCGGUCGCUUCUCGAAGUCUGCUGAGGAGAGGCAGACAAUGUUAAAGCAACGCAAAGAGGAUCUGAUCCAGCAAGCGCGCAGGAGAUACCUGACCAAAAGUCCAGAGGAGAGGGUUGAUGAUAUUCCCAACCUAGAGGACGAGGAGGAAGACUCUUUCUCACUUUUCGACUCUACAACGCUGAGGCGUCGAUCCGCGGCGGCGGCCGCAGAGAGACGCAUGCAACAGGAACCCGAGCCCUAAAAACCAAGCUCCAAAUUUCAGCAUCCACCGCUAAGGCAUGACAUGAUGACAGUGUUUUUAACUCCUCCCCCUCACGAUGUACAUGCAGUACAAUCGGCGGCCACCAUCACUUCUUCUCGAGGCCGGACAAUCGGGGCGGGCCUCGACGUCACUCUUCGCAGGUAAGCUACUGGGAGCAUUGUCGAUCCCAAUGCUCUUUGUGUACGUGCCACACAUUGAAAGCAGCAGCUUGAGCAGGCAGGGAGCUACAAUGUAGUUGAGCUGUCGGCAGAGCAAUUUUAAGAGCAUGCGUUGCGUUCAGAGAAACCAAGUCUUUGAAAAGCUCUUUGGUGACUUGUUUUUCCCCUUCCAGAAUUCUUAUGUUCUCUUCCGGAAAACAAAAACAUCUGAUGUACUAGUGUGUUAUUUUAUGGCUUUCAACUGUGAACUGCAGUAAAUGUAAGCAAAAUCCUUUUUUUUUUUUUUUUGUUUGCUUCUUACCCUCAUGUAAGAGAAUGUCACUUUCGUAUUUUUCAGUCUGGACAUGAAUGUUUUAAUGCUGCAAACAGAAGUAUUGAUGUGUCAGGUGUAUCAUUUCCAUCCGUUGUUAUUUAACCAGCAAGGGGAGUAUAAUUAGGUGUGUACAUUUUGGGGGAGUUCUAAUAUCUUCUCUUGUAAGCAACAAAGAGGAAGUAUUGUUUUGUAUAAGUGUGAUGGGUUUCCUUUUUUGAACUACUCUCUCUGUUGAUGAAUUAUUAUCAGAGUAUUUGGCAUCUCAUGUCUGAUUUUAGCAUUAUCAAAUAGGAAAAGGGUGAAUAGAAAUGGUUUGCCUUUUUUAUUCACAUAGGAAGGGGAGGGGGACAUACCAGCAAGCAACAUGAUCACUAUUUUUUUAAUUUGGAGAUGUUUUAUUUUUCAUCGAUUAGUUUUUUUGUUUUGUUUUUAAAUAACCGUUCGUCUGACGGUUGAUUUGUUUUUGGAAUUGAACAGUGCGCUGUGAAUUGAGUGCUGUGUAUGGCGGACAGCCUCCAGGUUCACCACCCUUGUUUGAAAUGCUGAUAUGGGAUGGUUCUUGCUCGCUAUUUGGGGAAGGCUGUUUGGGAUGUGACUUGGAUUAUUGAAACAAGAAGCAUUUGGAUUGGUUUUUUUAGUCACUUAACUCUUAAUUUCUAACACAUUUCUGAAUUUAUCAAAGAUUAAAAGACAUGUUUUUGGACUAAAUGUUACCAGUGUAAAUGUGCCUACAAAAUAAGAUGGUUUCAUCAUGGGUCAACCUGUAAAUUCUUUUUUUUUUUUUUUUUUUUUUGUAAAUGAUAUACAGAAUACAUACAUAUUCAAUAAAAAGAAACAAGUGGCUGCAGCUUUUUAGCAAAAUAA